Messenger RNA from Numida meleagris (helmeted guineafowl), 4367 nucleotides. It is a transcript of the gene GRIN3A, whose product is annotated as glutamate ionotropic receptor NMDA type subunit 3A. Gene Ontology annotation, cellular component: plasma membrane; postsynaptic membrane. The annotation marks the transcript as partial. The transcript is spliced from 9 exons. Gene Ontology annotation, biological process: modulation of chemical synaptic transmission; ionotropic glutamate receptor signaling pathway; monoatomic ion transport. NCBI's taxonomy places the organism in Eukaryota, Metazoa, Chordata, Aves, Galliformes, Numididae. The record is from RefSeq and is a predicted model, not a curated record. Gene Ontology annotation, molecular function: transmitter-gated monoatomic ion channel activity involved in regulation of postsynaptic membrane potential; NMDA glutamate receptor activity.
CUGCCGCCCUGCGCCCUGGUGCUGGCGGCGGUGCCCGGCUCCGCGUCCCACCCGCAGCCCUGCCAGAUCCUGCGGCGCAUCGGGCACACUGUAAGGGUGGGGGCCACCCACCUGCAGCCCCGCGUCCCCGCCGCCGCUUGGAGCGAGGAGGCGGCGGGCGGCGGCCCCGAGGGGGAGGUUGCGGCGGGGGCCCGGGGCCGCCGGCCGGGGGGCGGUGGGGAGCGGCGGUCGCCCCCCGCUCCCUCGCCGCGGGACGCGCUGCUGCUGGCCGUGGCGAACCUCAACGGCGUGGCCGGGCUGCUGCCCUACAACCUGUCCCUGGAGGUGGUGAUGGCGAUCGAGGCGGGGCUGGGCGACUUGCCCCUAUUCCCCUUCUCUUCCCCCAGCGCUUCAUGGAGCAACGACCCCGUCUCCUUCCUGCAGAGCCUCUGCCACACCGUGGUGGUGCAGGGGGUCUCUGCCAUCCUCGCCUUCCCGCAGAGCCGCGGGGAGAUGCUGGAGCUGGACUUCGUCUCGGCGGCGCUGCGCAUCCCCGUGGUCAGCAUCGUGCUGGGAGAGUUCCCCCGGCGGAGCCCAAAUCCCCUCCACCUGCAAAUGAGUUUAGAAAACUCAUUGAGCUCUGAUGCUGAUGUCACAUUCUCAAUCCUUGCAAUGAACAACUGGUACAAUUUCAGCUUAAUGGUAUGCCAGGAGGAGUGGAACAUCACGGAUUUUCUCUUCCUCACACAACAGAGCUCCAAGUUCCACCUGGGAUCCAUUAUAAACAUCACAGCAAAUCUCACUUCAACCAGUGACCUUCUGAACUACCUACAGUUUUACCUGGAAAGCAUCAAAGACACAACAUCUACCAUGGUCAUGUUUGGAUGUGACAUGGAAAAAACAAGGAGAAUUUUUGAAAUAACCACCCGAUUUGGUGUGAUGCCUCCAGAACUUCACUGGAUUAUUGGGGAUUCACAGAACGUGGAAGAACUGAGGACAGAAGGUUUGCCACUCGGUCUCAUUGCUCAUGGCAAGACAACACAGUCUGUCUUUGAGCAUUACGUGCAGGAUGCAAUGGAGCUGGUAGCAAGAGCUGUAGCAGCAGCCACCAUGAUUCAGCCUGAACUAGCUCUUAUUCCAAGUACAAUGAAUUGCAUGGACACAGAUGAAAAAAAUAUAACCUCAGGACAGUAUUUGUCAAAGUUUUUAGCCAACACAACUUUUGAUGGCCUUAGUGGCCACAUUAAGGUGAAAGGUUCCUCUGUUGUCAGCUCAGAAAACAACUUCUUCAUCUGGAACCUGCAACAUGACCCUGUCGGGAACCCGAUGUGGACUCGUCUGGGGAUCUGGCAAGACGGAAAGAUUGUCAUGGACUAUGGGAUAUGGCCAGAACAGGCCCAGAGACAUAAAAAUCACAUGCAGCACCCCACACGGCUACACCUCAGAGUGGUAACUCUUAUCGAGCACCCGUUUGUCUUUACAAGAGAUGUAGAUGAUGAGGGUCUUUGCCCAGCAGGGCAGCUGUGCCUGGAUCCUUUGACCAACGAUUCAGCUGUGCUGGAUAACCUGUUUGAAACCCUUCAAGGAGGAAAUGACACUGUUCCCAUCGAGCUGAAGAAGUGCUGCUAUGGCUACUGCAUUGACCUGCUGGAGAAGUUGGCUGAGGAUAUGAACUUUGAUUUUGACUUGUACAUUGUUGGUGAUGGAAAAUAUGGAGCCUGGAAGAAUGGUCAUUGGACUGGGCUGGUGGGGGACCUUCUUUCUGGGACAGCUCACAUGGCAGUGACGUCAUUUAGCAUUAACACUGCCCGCAGCCAAGUGAUUGAUUUCACUAGCCCUUUCUUUUCCACUAGUUUGGGGAUAUUGGUGAGGACCAGAGACACAGCAGCACCAAUUGGAGCCUUCAUGUGGCCACUUCACUGGACUAUGUGGCUGGGGAUAUUUGUUGCGCUCCAUAUCACUGCUGUUUUCCUCACCUUAUACGAGUGGAAAAGUCCUUUUGGGAUGACCCCCAAGGGAAGGAACAGAAACAAAGUCUUCUCUUUCUCCUCUGCCCUGAAUGUCUGCUAUGCGAUCUUGUUUGGAAGAACAGCUGCCAUCAAACCCCCUAAGUGCUGGACUGGAAGGUUUUUAAUGAAUCUAUGGGCUAUUUUCUGUCUGUUUUGUUUGUCCACGUACACAGCCAACCUAGCUGCUGUCAUGGUUGGAGAGAAGAUCUAUGAAGAGCUUUCUGGAAUACAUGACCCAAAGCUCCAUCAUCCAUCCCAAGGGUUUCGCUUUGGAACCGUGCGAGAAAGCAGCGCAGAAGACUACGUGAGGCAAAGCUUCCCCGAGAUGCACGAGUACAUGCGACGGUACAAUGUCCCUGCAACCCCAGAUGGAGUAGCAUAUCUAAAGAAUGACCCAGAGAAACUUGAUGCCUUCAUUAUGGAUAAAGCACUCUUGGACUAUGAAGUAUCCAUAGAUGCCGACUGCAAGCUUCUAACUGUGGGAAAGCCCUUUGCCAUUGAAGGAUAUGGCAUUGGUCUUCCCCCCAACUCCCCUCUCACCUCCAACAUCUCUGAACUGAUAAGCCAGUACAAGUCCCACGGCUUCAUGGAUGUUCUGCAUGACAAGUGGUACAAAGUUGUUCCAUGUGGGAAAAGAAGCUUUGCUGUCACGGAGACACUGCAAAUGGGCAUCAAGCAUUUUUCUGGGCUCUUUGUGAUGUUGUGCAUUGGGUUUGUCUUAUCCAUUCUCACUACCAUUGGGGAACACAUCGUGUACAGACUGGUGCUACCACGAAUCAAGAAGAAAUCCAAGAUGAAGUAUUGGCUCCAUACAAGCCAGAGAUUACAUCGUGCCCUGAACAGUUCAUUUAUUGAGGACAAAUGCCAGACUAAGACAAAACGAGUAGAAAAGAGGUCCCAUGUAGGGAACAGCCAGCAUGCCGUGUGGAACACAGCCAGUACAGGCAACUGUCACCGGAAAAAAUACAUCUGCACCAAUGAAGGGCAAAAUGAGGUGACAGUCCGGCAGCACCAAGACAUCCCCCUGCCACAGAUGAGGAGGGAGACUCCAGCUUCUUUAACGACCAAUGGGAAAUCAGAGUCCCUCAGUAUUGCUAGGACCUCAGUGAUGCAAGAGCUCACAGAGCUGGAGAAGCAGAUCCAAAUCAUCAAGCAAGAGCUGCAACUCGCCAUGGACCGGAAGUCAGAGCUGGAAGAAUAUCAGAGGACAAACAGGACUGCAGAGCCCUAGGCCAGCACACUUGGCCCCUUUCCCCUUUUCUUCUUUCCUCUCCUUCUAUGUAAAAUUUGUUACACGCUUUUGUAAUGCCAGAAAGAGGUGUGAAAAUAAAGCAGGCAGUAUGCUUUUCAUGAGAGCAGAGUUGCAGCAGCCCACAGCCACUGCCACCAUCCUGAGUCCUCCUUUUGUAGCAAGUUUCUCGUUCUCCUGGCCAACACCAGCCAUUCCCAAGGGACUAGAGAAACAAGAAGUGUCUGCAAAGCAAAAGUUCCUGAUUCCUUCACUUGGCAUUACAGUGAAGUUUCCUCUUUUUUAGCCCUUUCUGUGCAUUAAUUCAAAAAGCAAGAAAAAAAAAGAAAAAAAUGAAAAACCAAAAAAACAGAAGGAAAUCUAAACUGCUCAUUGGAAGCAUGUCCCUUGUUGGUAUGUUUUUGUUGUGGUACCUAUGGGUUUAGUCUCUGUUUAUGCUAAGGCUCCUUAUGGUUGCCUCAUUACACCAGGUGCUAGUUCUGUGUUGGCAGCCCCUUCCCUCCUGGCACCGGCUGUGGUUCACGAGACAUAUUCUUGGUGGUAGUCCCAGUACACAGUGUUCCCUUAGCUCUUCAGCACAAAUGCAGAUGUGACUGCUCUGUGACUGUAAGGAAGAAACUCCACCAGCUUAAAAAUAACUUUGCAGAAACCAAACCAUCACUCUGUCUGCUUCUGAGACCAGCUUCACUUUGCACUUCCACACAGAGAGGCCAUGCAAACAGCUGCACUGGCAGGUGUGAGGGAUUGGGUUCACAGUGGCACAGGGUAAGGAUGAGAGGGGAAGGAAGGGGUAGUGGUGCUGCAGACCACUCCCUCUGCCCUCUACUGAAGAAGUAUUUAGCACUGUGAAACCACUCCCUUAACAUUGUCUGUCUACAACUGACAUUAAGGUUCUUCCUUACAGUCAAAAUGACAUAAAGGGGAUUUAUCCUGACACCAAACUCCCACUGAAGUCAAAGGGAGCUUGGUACCAAAGCCUCCUUGUGGACCAGGGCUCACGGUAAUGGAAGAUGAGAUUUGCUGUUUCAAAGUCAAUGUACUGAGUGGAGCUCCCUCCCACCUGGUUGAUGAGAAAAGGGGAAGGAAGGGUAAGCUGUUCAGCAUCUGAAUAAACAAUACAUCAAUCCAAA